AUGGCGUGCGUCCAACCACUGGGACUUCCUUUGCAAGACAUCGUCGGGACUGGGUUCGAACACGAAGGCACGGAGAGAAAUCGUUUGGCGAAACAAGGAUGGAAAGAAGGCGAUCUCGGGAAGGGUGAUUUUAACGUCGAGAAUGAAUUCGAGAAGGAAAUGAACCCGGUGGUUAUCGAUUACGACGGCGAUGAUGAUAACGAUAAAAGCGUUAAAGACAAAGACGCGGUUUUUUCGACGAACGCGUUCGAUUUGAAAACCUACUUGGAAGAAACGUUCGAGGUGAAGAUCAAAAGGGUUUUUCAACCGUCCCAAGAACGUUUUUGUUUCGUGACGUUCGAGAGCAACGCGGACGCGAGGAAGAUGUGCGAGAAGAAAACGAUCGAGCUGAAAGAGAAAGAAGAGACGUUAAAGGUGAAAGUGCACGCGGCGAAAUAUGCCAACGCGAAAGUUCAAAAGUGGCGCUUAAAAGUCCGCGAGGCGAAGGCGAUGGAUAUUCUCAAGCAAAAAGAAUCAAAAAGUGAAAGCGGCGAAAGUUUAGGCGCGAACGCCUUCGCCGCCGAGGAGGAGUUGAACUAA
Molecule: messenger RNA, 579 nt
Organism: Bathycoccus prasinos
Lineage: Eukaryota; Viridiplantae; Chlorophyta; Mamiellophyceae; Mamiellales; Bathycoccaceae
Exons: 1
Coding region: 1-579 (192 amino acids)
Source: RefSeq, a predicted model, not a curated record